Dicentrarchus labrax (European seabass) is the source of this 6965-nucleotide messenger RNA. It is a transcript of the gene zmiz1a, whose product is annotated as zinc finger, MIZ-type containing 1a. The transcript is spliced from 25 exons. NCBI's taxonomy places the organism in Eukaryota, Metazoa, Chordata, Actinopteri, Moronidae. Gene Ontology annotation, biological process: regulation of transcription by RNA polymerase II; protein sumoylation. Gene Ontology annotation, molecular function: SUMO ligase activity; zinc ion binding. Bases 437 to 3763 code for a protein of 1108 amino acids. The record is from RefSeq and is a predicted model, not a curated record.
GCUCUCUCUGGUAACUGAAUAGCCAGUGUAAUCUGACACUUCAACUUGCCGUGCUCUACGGUAGUUGAUUCAGUCAGUCACUCACACCGUCUCCGGGGCUCUCGCGUCGUCUUUGUGAAGUGGAGGGAGCGAGCGAGAGGAGCACCGUAAACACGAGGUUUUGAGAGAAAACAAUACGCGGAUUUACCACUGAGGUCCUAGCUCAAAAUCACCGCUUAAGGAGGGGUCAGUGAGCGACCGUGCAAGAGGAAUACAUGAAGGGCAGGGUGGGGGAGGGGGUGGCAACCACAGCGGCAGUACCACCAAGGUCAAAGUUCACACAGACUCUGUGAUUGAUGAGGAUUAAGAAACCGAUUUUACCUGAUAGGAAACACAGGAACGUCCUCAUCCACACUGAAUAAAGAUCUUUUAAUGGCGUCCCGGUAGAGACAUCAAGAUGAACACGUUACCAUCAAUGGACCGGCACAUCCAGCAGACCAAUGACAGGCUGCUGUGCAUCAAACAGCACUUACAGAACCCGGCCAACUUCCACUCAGCAGCCACAGAGCUGCUCGACUGGUGUGGAGAUCCCCGGGCCUUCCAGCGACCUUUCGAGCAAAGUCUCAUGGGAUGUCUGACGGUGGUCAGUCGCGUCGCUGCUCAGCAGGGGUAUGACUUAGACCUGGGCUACAGGUUGCUGGCUGUGUGUGCCGCCAACAGGGACAAAUUCACUCCCAAGUCUGCAGAAACCAGCACCUGCAGGAGAUGUCAGAGUGACUCAGCCCUGCUGUCGUCGUGGUGCGAGGAGCUGGGUCGUCUCCUCCUGCUGCGUCACCAGAAGAACAGGCAGAACGAACCGCAGGGAAAAGUCCCCAUGCAGCCCAGCAUGAACAGCAUGAAGCCCGGCCUCACACACAGUGAUGGAUCCUUUCCCUAUGACUCUGUCCCCUGGCAACAAAACACCAACCAGCCCCCUGGGUCAUUGUCUGUGGUUACAACAGUGUGGGGUGUGACCAAUACGUCACAAAGUCAGGUGCUAGGUAACCCAAUGGCAAAUAGCAAUAACCCUAUGAAUCCUGGAGGUAACCCUAUGGGAUCAGGUAUGUCUGCCAGUGCAGCAGGGCUCAACUCACCCCAGUUCAAUGCUCAGCAGCAACAGUUUCCAAACAAAGGAGGCUCCAACCAACAGUACAUGCAGCAGGGCAUGUACGGAAGGCCUGGCUACCCUGGAGGUCCUGGGGGAUACAGCGGGAGUUAUUCUGGAGGCCCAAAUGCCCCUCCAGGAGGUAUGGGAAUGACCUCCCACUCACGUCCCCCUGGUGACUUCACCCAGCCAGCCGCCGCUGCUGCAGCUGCUGCUGUCGCUGCCGCUGCUGCUACAGCAACGGCCACGGCAACAGCCACGGUGGCAGCUCUGCAGGAAACCCAGAAUAAAGAUAUGAACCAAUAUGGACAGAUGUGUUCAUCGUUCCAAAUGGGCCCCACUCAGGCCUACAAUAGCCAGUUCAUGAACCAGCCUGGCCCACGAGGCCCCCCUGGAGGUAUGAAUCCAGCCAGCAUGGGAUCAGCCAUGAACAACCCUAAUAUGAGUGGGCCUCCCAUGGGCAUGAACCAGCCUCGAACCCCAGGCAUGGGGCCUUUUGGAGCUCACGGCCAAAGGAUGCCUCAGCAAGGGUACCCUGGUGGACCUCGACAGGGCAUACCCAUGCAAGGGAUGAAAAGGCCAUAUCCUGGAGAGGCAAGUUACGGGGGUCAGCAGUACGGGCCAAACAGUCAGUUCCCACCACAGCAGGGCCAGUACCCCACAUCGAAUGCCUCCAGGCCGCUGCCAUCUCCUAAUUACCCCGGCCAGAGGAUGCCAGGGCAGCAGGGCCAAGGACAGUACCCACCUGGCAUGCCCAUGGGCCAGUACUACAAGCAAGAGCCCUUCAAUGGUCAGAGCACCAACUUCUCUGGAGGUGGAUACUCCUACGGCCAAGGCAAUGGGCCCCCCAGGCCCGGUACCUACCCCCACUCCCCGGUCCCUGGAAACCCCACACCUCCUAUGACCCCGGGAAGUGGUAUUCCUCCGUACCUGUCGCCAAACCAGGAUGUGAAGCCCCCGUUUCCACCUGACAUGAAACCAAAUAUGACAGCACUACCGCCCCCUCCGACUAACCCCAAUGAGGAGCUGCGGCUGACGUUCCCUGUCAGAGAUGGAGUGGUGCUGGAGCCGUUCCGAUUGGAGCACAACCUGGCUGUCAGUAACCACGUCUUCCACCUGCGACCUUCCGUCCACCAGACCCUCAUGUGGAGGUCAGACCUUGAGCUGCAGUUUAAGUGCUACCACCACGAAGACAGGCAGAUGAACACCAACUGGCCCGCCUCCGUCCAGGUCAGCGUGAAUGCUACGCCCCUCACCAUCGAGAGGGGGGACAACAAAACUUCCCACAAACCGCUGCACCUGAAGCAUGUAUGCCAACCUGGAAGAAACACCAUCCAGAUUACAGUCACCGCCUGCUGUUGUUCCCACCUGUUUGUGCUGCAGCUGGUCCACAGGCCAUCUGUGCGAUCCGUCCUCCAGGGGCUCCUGAAGAAAAGGCUCCUUCCUGCAGAACACUGCAUCACCAAGAUUAAGAGGAACUUCAGCAGUGUGGCGGCCUCUGCAGGCAACACCACUCUUAACGGGGAAGACGGCGUGGAGCAGACGGCCAUUAAAGUGUCGCUGAAAUGUCCCAUUACCUUCCGACGCAUCCAGCUACCCGCACGAGGUCAUGACUGCAAACAUGUCCAGUGCUUCGAUCUAGAGUCGUACUUACAGCUCAAUUGUGAAAGGGGGACAUGGAGGUGUCCUGUGUGCAAUAAAACAGCAUUAUUAGAAGGCCUGGAGGUGGACCAGUACAUGUGGGGAAUCCUCAAUGCCAUUCAAAAUUCAGAGUUUGAGGAGGUCACUAUAGACCCUACGUGUAGCUGGAGACCUGUCCCCAUUAAGUCUGAGGUACACAUCAAAGAAGACCCUGACGGACCACUUGCCAAGCGCUUUAAGACCAUGAGCCCCAGUCAGAUGACCAUGCCCAAUGUGAUGGACAUGAUCGCCCAGCUAGGGCCUGGACCUGGCCCAGGAUCUGGACCUGGCCAUGGAGCAGGUCCCAGCCCCUACCCCCCACACCCUGGUCAUCAUGCUAGUGGCAACGGGGGAGAUUACCCUGGGGCAGGAAACAGUUACCACAGCCAAGGGAACUUCGACUUCCCUCACGGGAACCCCUCCGGUGGUGGGCUUGGUGGAGGAGGAGGUGGAGGAGGACCCCCUAUGAGUGACUUCAUCCAUGGCCCCCAACUCUCCCACCCCCCAGAUGGACCCGGUGGUCUCCUCUCCCAGGACAAGCCCCUUAACCACGGCAUGAAUGAUGCAAUGUCCCAUCCCGAUCAGUCCCAUAACUCCAUGCAGCAGAUCUUGCAUGCGUCUCCCCACCCUGGCAGCCAAACAGGGCUGCCCUUACAUCACAGUGGCCAGUCAGGGCCACCCUUGCACCACAGCGGCCAAUCAUCGCAGCCGCCUCGCCAGUCGCAGCCUCAGCCGCAGCCUCAGCAGCCUGGGCAGAACAGUCACCCCCACAGCGAUCUGAACUUUAACCCCUCCUCCUCAGACGGGCAGAUGGGUCAGGGAGCCCAGGAUAUGCCUGAACCCUCCCUGGAUUUGCUUCCGGAGCUGGCCAACCCAGACGAGUUACUAUCAUACCUUGACCCCCCCGACCUUCCCGCCAACAGCAAUGACGACCUUCUCUCCCUCUUCGAGAACAACUAGCCCUUCGCCUCCCAUACAAAUGCUCCUGCACCUACGGGGGUCGUGAUGUGUUUGACUGUCCGUCCACAGACACCUUACUGAGCUCCUAUCAACACUUCGAGCAGCUUCCUAUGCUCACACACGCACACAUGUACACAGUCUCUCAACAGAUAAUGUGUGGCAUAGGGGCGUGGCUAAAAAGAGGCGCCUGUUUGGGAACUCCAAGGGAGAAAGCAGGAACGCCACUCAUGCCUGCACCCUGUUUUUUUUCCACGUGUAAAGAUUCCACGCACCAGUUCCACCGCCUGACUCGAAACACACCAUUUUCAGCCAUGUUGGCGGGCACUAAAGUGAUAUUAUAUAUAUACAUAUAUGAUAUUUGUGACUUUUCAACUGAAAACUGUGCAGCUAUAAUCAUCAUGUGUAAACAACACAGGGGAGAGACAGAAGUGUUGUAGCUUUGUUUUUUUGUUUUUUUUAAUUUUCCUUUUGUGAAAAAAAAGCAUCGUCUUGUAAGAGUGUUUUUAACCUAUUUGAAAUGUGUUCUUCCAAAACUUUGGCACAUGCCAUGCCCUUUGACCCCCAGACUUCUGUGUGCACGUGUGUUUGUGUGUGUGUGUUUGUGUGUGACAGUUGAAUAACUGGAACUCAUGAGAAUCAGAGCACUGAAAGGACGAGCUAAAACGUCCUCCAGUGUCAACAGAGGAAGUGAGUGCACAUUGUGCAAUGUAGUGUGUGUGUGUGUGUGUGUGUGUCAGUGGGUGUAUAUACCUAUGUAUGUGUGUGUGUGUGUGUGUGUGUGUGUGUGUGUGUGUGUGUUUACAUGUCCUCUUUUGUUUGCCUGCAAGCGUAUGUGGAAGACAGUGGGGAGAGAAAGUCUGAGGCAGAGGAGGAAAGAAAUAUAUUGAAUGGAAGAAAGCGAACACAGUCCACUUUAAGAGCUGACUCAGUUCUUCUUCUCCAGCCAGUCUGCAGUUGUUCUUGUGUAUUUAUUGUAAUGUUUCGCUCUUCCUCAUCAAAUUCAGCACCAUUUUGUUCACAAGUGCAUGUGUGCCAAUGGCUCCUGUUGUCUUUGUCCAGCCUAAACGUGCUUGAUCAAAACAUUUUCUCUCAUCUUUAUAUUUAUUAUUUUAUUUCAAAUUCAUCAGUUGUUUUUAUUAUUGAUGUCCUUUUUUAUGUUUGUCUCACAUUAAUUAAUCAGAUACACAUCACCAAAGUUGUCCUAUGCUUUUCUAAGGUGUUGGGCCUGGAUAUGUUAUGUUGGUGUAAGAGCAGGAUUUCAAUAUCCUACAGACGUCUACAGAAGUUUUUAAAUCACUGUAUUUUAUAAAAACGUCUGUGUGAUUGUACUGAUCUUUCCUUUCGUCGUUUUGUUACUGUUGAACUGCAUCUUUUUGGGGGAAAAACAUCCUGCAUGAUCCAACAGUGUUUCCAGAGCUGUUGUAUAUACCCUUUGUGAAUACUUUGUGACUGUACAGUACUGUACCUAUCUAUUACUGGCAACUACAUGGUACUGUAAUGUCUGUCAAGGACUACACACACUCACAAACACACACACACACACACACAGAAUCCCUUAUAACCAGUCCAAUAUUGUAACGAAUUGAUCCAAAUGCACUCUCACUGGCCUUGUAAUGAGUACCUGUGUAUUGUGUACAGUUUUUCCAUUACCCUGUGACAAUGCAUCAGUGGAAAGGAAUAUUUGCUUUGCUCUGCAGGCAAUUUUUAAGAGGAUUUGUUUCAUCCUCUUAUAUAUAUAUAUAUAUUUAUAUAUAUAUGUAUAUAUAUAUACAUAUACAUAUAUAUAAAUCGGUCAGCUUUAAAUUAGCUGUUUUUUUCUGUCUAAAAGAUUGUUAAUGCAGCUUAGAGGUCUAAAUUCCUCCAAAAAUGAUUUGUUUAAUAUUAUUGGAACAAGUGACCUCAUCCUCUUUAUUUAAAGUGAGAAUGUGCAAAAUGUCUUCUGGAUUGUUUUGAGGCCUAAUAAUGAGCUUUUUGAUAACCAUACUUAGCAAAAAUGUGUGAACAUGAUUUGUGUAUUUUCAUCACAAUUUAUGUUGUUUUAAGUUAUUAUUUUUGUCCCGUGUUUUUAUGACAGGUAUAAUUUGGUUUACACAGUUUUAUGCAGUACAGUUAAUGGAUUUAAAAGUAUACUGUAUGUUGUUGUAUAAAAGUUCCCCCCAUUUUGAGAUUCAUAAUCCAUCUGAAAAACCAAAUAUGACUUGACUGAUCUUCAAAAUUGAUCACAUCACCUGCAUAUAACACAGUUGAAGGAUCAGAUGUUGUUUGUGUUCGUCUAUAUGUUUGUUAAAGACAAUGCACUGCCGCAGUGGGAUGUUUUAUUUCCCUACACAGUGUGUAACUGUAAGUGUGACCUUUCACAAAUUCAAGUCUUGUAAUUUGAGCGACACAAAUUGUACUGUCUGAUUGCAGACGUUGGAAAUUUGAGUUGAGGAUUUAAAAGCGAAUGCAAUUAUUAUUGUAAAAUGAAAUUUGGGGGAGACCCCCCCAUAUUUGCAUUACAAGGGGAGGUUGUGGCAGAGGGUUGGGGGUGGGGUGGGGUGGGGUAUGUAAGGGAUAUGUGUAUAUAAUGUAAAUGACAAAUAGAGACACGUUAACAGAAAUGUAUUCAUUUUCUCCAGGGGGAGUGUGCAUAGUGUAUUUAGAAAUUUGUAAAGCUUCCAUCCUCCUGUCAGACAUUGAAUUGGCAAAAUGAGUCUGUGUUUGAUUGUGUCUGUGCAGACCUCUCUAACCACGCCUGUUCAUUUAUGUAAGAUACUUUAUGUGCCCCUCCACGUGGGGUUUCCAAGAAAAAAAGACAUUUUUCCUUUGUGUAAUAUUAAAUUUCUGUGUAUUUCUCUAUUACCUGUGUACUUUAUAAAGGUGCUACAAAAUUAUUAAAACCUUUGAGGUAUAAUUGGGACUUGGAGACAUUGAGCUUUGAGUGGCUCUUAAGGGUUGUUUCCAAAUUUACAGUUUGUAAAAAAUUUUGUCAAAUUUAUAAUUUUUAUGCAAUUUGGCAAAAAUAUGCUAUAAAGGUACAAUCUGAAGUGAUUGGCACAACAAGUGGCAGUUGUCUCUUUGGUUUUGUACAUUCUAUGUACAAUCAUUUCAUAUUCUAAACUGGUCAAAACAUUGUGAUUUUUAGUCUUGCAAAUCUGUAUGUAGUUAGAUGACGUGACAUCCUAAUAUUUAUCUAAUAAAUAUGUAUUCAGAUGAAACACAA